AUGAAUAUAGAAACAGUUAACACCACGCCUUUAGAGAACGCCAACGGUUCUAAUAAUAUCAUUCAUCUAAAUAAUAAUUAUACAGUUAAUGAAAGGGAUGUCGCAAGAAUGGUUUAUACCGGAUUAUAUUCACGAAAAACGGCGACUCAAAGGCAUGUUGUUGAAACGUAUUUCGAUGCUAAUGCUGUUUUCGAGAAUCCAAUCCUUACGGCGGAAUCACAUAAUGAAAUAAUCAAUCUUUUCCUAUUAGUGUCAACAUUCUUUUUUGCCAUAACAACGGAGAUUCACAGUAUUACCGAUUCUAUAGUAGCUGGUAAUCAUCACAUAGUUUGUAUCGACUCUAUAAUCAAGUACCGGCUUCCCUUACGAUUUCCACCCAUUCCAUGUUUAUUAAAAUUAUUUUUACGUGGCAAUAAUAAUUUAUUUUACAUAUGUAAUAAUGAAAUUAGCUUGAGAUGUAUUUCUAAGUUUGAAUUCAAUGAGCAACAUAAAAUUGUUAGACAUGAAGAUAUUUGGAGUAUUAAAGAUUUGGUAGAAUCAUUACCUAUUGUUGGAUGGCUAUACGCGGAUGUUGGCAGGAAAACUACAGGAUUGGUAACUAAUGGAUUGGUUAAUUUGAUACAGGAAUUGGCUAGAGCCUGGAACAAUUUAGAGAUUUAA
Molecule: messenger RNA, 660 nt
Organism: Racocetra persica
Lineage: Eukaryota; Fungi; Glomeromycota; Glomeromycetes; Diversisporales; Gigasporaceae
Source: the annotation of a GenBank genome assembly